Molecule: messenger RNA, 1491 nt
Organism: Merops nubicus (carmine bee-eater)
Lineage: Eukaryota; Metazoa; Chordata; Aves; Coraciiformes; Meropidae
Product: E3 ubiquitin-protein ligase XIAP-like
Biological process (GO): regulation of cell cycle
Cellular component (GO): cytoplasm; spindle microtubule; nucleus
Source: RefSeq, a predicted model, not a curated record
AUGACGUGCAAUGGCCCAGAUAACUCGGAAGCUUCUGCCGCUCCGGCCGGCGACAGUGAGCAGGAGUGGGGGCAGGAGCACUGCAGGCUAGGCACUUUUGUUGAGUUUCCACUUGACUGUCCUGUUUCAGCAGCAGCACUGGCACGAGCUGGCUUUGUUUAUACUGGAGAAGGUGACAAAGUGAAGUGCUUCAGUUGCCAUACAACUACUGAAGGAUGGGCGCCUGGGGAUUCUGCAGUUGAGAGGCACAAAAAACUUUCCCCAAACUGCAAAUUUAUUACUGAAUCUACUGUUCUGGAAAAUAACACAGAUCCUCUCACCCAGAACUACCAGCAUGGAACUGAAAAUGGUUCCAUCAGUUCAGCCCUCCUGGACACUCUGGAUGACCCAUCUGACCUGGAGGCAGAUUACCUUCUGAGAACUAGGCAGGUUGUGGAUAUGUCAGACAAUUUCUAUCCUAAAAACCCUGCUAUGUGCAGUGAAGAGACAAGAUUACAGUCUUUUCACAGCUGGCCCCUCAACAGCCAGUUGACACCGAAGGAAUUGGCUAAUGCUGGAUUCUAUUAUACAGGUGUUGGUGAUCAGGUGGCGUGUUUUUGUUGUGGUGGAAAACUGAAACAGUGGGAACCCAGUGACAGAGCUUGGUCAGAACACAAGAGGCACUUUCCCACAUGCCUUUUUGUCCUGGGCAGGGAUGUGGGAAAUGUUCCAAGUGAAUCUGUUCAGAGUGGCCCGAACAAUGCACAGCAUCCAAGGAAUCCAUCUAUGGCAAAAUAUGGAAAACGUUUACAAACAUUUUUAACUUGGAUAUAUCCUGUUGACAAGGAGCAACUUGCUGAAGCUGGGUUUUAUAGCGUAGGUAAUGGUGAUCAUGUUGUGUGUUUCCACUGUGGUGGAGCACUGCAAGAAUGGAAGGAGAAUGAAGACCCAUGGGAUCAACAUGCCAAAUGGUUUCCAGGGUGCAGCUUUGUGAGAAGUGAAAAGGGACUAGAAUUUAUAAAUAAUGUUCACUUAAGAGCUGGAUGUAGGGAUUCAACAACAGAAGCUGCUGAAGGGACAAUACUUCCUCAAGAUGAUCUCUUACAGAAUCCUGUGGUACAAAGUGCCAUAGACAUGGGUUUCAGUUUGUCUGAGAUUAGGAACACCAUGGAAAAGAGAUUGCAGAUAUCUGGAGAAAGUCACACAUCUGUUGAGGAUCUGGUAGCAGACUUAAGUGCUCAGAAAGAAAAUACAAGGGAAGAAGAACCAAAUGAAAUCCCAGUUGAGCAAGAUGAGCUUAUUCAAUUGCAAAACCUCUAUCUCAGUACUGAAGAGAAGUUAAGACAGCUGCAGGAAGAAAAGCUUUGUAAAAUCUGUAUGGCUAAGGAGAUAGCAGUCGUCCUCAUUCCCUGUGGCCACCUGAUUGCCUGCAGAGAUUGUGCUGAAGCUUUUCAGGAGUGCCCUCUGUGCCGUACCACUAUUUUGAAAAAACAGGAAAUUUUUAUGUAUUAG